This is a messenger RNA of Salvelinus sp. IW2-2015, 1398 nucleotides long. Lineage: Eukaryota; Metazoa; Chordata; Actinopteri; Salmoniformes; Salmonidae. The record is from RefSeq and is a predicted model, not a curated record.
AGAGUUUUAUUGAGAAGUGGAGCUGAUGAACUACAGAACAGCACAGCUUUUCUAAGUACAUCCAGGAAGAAGAGAAGAUGUCAGAUGAGAACGGUUUAGUGCAGCCAGCUGAUCUGAGGAUAGUUCUGGUGGGGAAGACUGGAGCAGGGAAGAGUGCAACAGGUAACACCAUCCUGGGGAGAAAGGUGUUUAAUUCUAAGUCAAGUCCAAAUCCAGUGACUGAACAGUGUGAGAAACAAAGUGUAGUGGUGGAUGGGAAGAAGAUUGAUGUCAUCGACACUUCUGGGAUUGGUGACAUAUUAUUGACAGAAACAUAUUUGAUUAAGAAAAUAUGGAAACAGUUUUCUGGAAAAGAUAAAGUAGAAAUAGAGAGAUGCAUCAAGAUGUCAGUCCCAGGACCCCAUGUGUUCCUGCUGGUGAUCAGACUGGAUAGAUACACACAGGAGCAAAGGAAAGCUGUGGAGUUCAUCCAGGACAACUUUGGAAAAACGGCCUCAGACUACACUAUGAUAUUAUUCACUGGUGCAGAUCAGCUGGAUGACACAACAGCAGAGGAGUUUCUGAGGGAGAGCGAGAGUCUUCACACACUGGUCAACAGCUGUGGAGGCAGAUAUCAUGUCUUUAACAACAGAGAGCGGAGAGACCGUACCCAGGUCAGAGAGCUGCUGAUGAAGAUAGACAGUAUGGUGAAGUUCAACGGACACUACACCAAUGAGAUGUAUGUGAAGGCUCAGGAAGAGAUCAGGAACAGACAGUUAUUGGAGUUGGGUAAACAAGCAGCUAUAGGAGCUAUAGGAAUUGGCUGCACAACUACAGGAGUAGGACUAGGUCUUAUCGCAGCCCCAAUAAAAGCUGUAGUUGGAGGGAAAGUGAUAGCAGGAGGAGCAGCAACAGCUAUAGCAGGAGGGAUAACUCAACUUGUAAUCAAGAAGAAAAUCAAUACAUAACUGCAGGGUUAGUGUCUGUAAAUAAGGCCUGAAGGACCAAAAUUAUUAUUGCUUUACCUUUGAUUUAUUAUUUCUUUGAUAUGGUUUAACCUUUACCCUCAUGUGGUUAUGUCACUGCAUUUAACCAAAUGACUAAAUCAUUCAUUAAAGUUAUUAAGUUAAUUAUUGUUUUACUUCACAUAAAGGAAGAGACAGUACAUUGGUACAACAUGGCUUCCAUACCUGAUGUUUUGAAGCUGUAAUCAUGGUUGUAAUCUAGUUUAAUGUGCUGCUCACUAAUCACAUUUAUUUAUAGUCUUUUGUUAUGUACUUUUAACAUGGUGUUAGGUAGUGAUGGGCACUGAUAUGGAACAUCUAUAUCGACGUCAGUUGUAUUGUUUCUAACCUACCCAACCAGUUGUAUUACAAUAUGAAGCUUGUUGAUGGCCAUCAGCAGGCAGCAGUAAGCUAA